Phanerochaete carnosa HHB-10118-sp is the source of this 1482-nucleotide messenger RNA. RefSeq lists its product as uncharacterized. Lineage: Eukaryota; Fungi; Basidiomycota; Agaricomycetes; Polyporales; Phanerochaetaceae. Bases 1 to 1482 code for a protein of 493 amino acids. The transcript has 8 exons. The record is from RefSeq and is a predicted model, not a curated record.
AUGUCCUCGCCCAAUAUCACUAGAAACAUACCCAUUGGUGAUAGAAACCCCCGCAAGAGCAACAGAAAUCUGGGCGAAGUCUGGGACCCAGUGCAGUACUCGUCAGAGCAGCUAGCUUUUGAUAGCUGGAACUUCAUGUUUUUGAGAUCCCUUUGCAAGGGUCUCACCGCCCGCCAGGGUAUCCCGCCCUCCAGCGUACUCGACAUUGGGUGCAGCUGCGGCCUUUGGGUCGUGGAAGCCGCCCACCAGUGGCCUGACUGUAAAUUCAUCGGUUUUGACUGCCGCCAAGUCCUGCCUGACUUGAAGAGGUUCGCCGAACAGCCAGGUGUCGGCAACAUCGUUGACCGGAUCCGCUGGGUGCACGGUAACUUCCUUGAUCCGUUGCCAUUUAAAGCGAGCAGCUUCGAUUUUGUCCGCAUUUGCGGCAUUGGAAUUAGCGUCCCGGAAGACGAGUGGGGGCACUUGUUGCAGGAAGUUUCAAGGGUCCUGAUUCCUGGCGGAUAUGUCGAGAUUAUUGAAGAUGACCUCAUCUUCCCCUGUGGCUCUCAGCCAGACUGGACCAAAUUCGAGGUUGUGCCCAUCCUUAAGGCGCCAAGCACCGACACCAUUUCUGAUCCGCCAAAGUCACCGACCCUCUCCCGCCGGCUCACUCGCAGACCCUCUUCUUCGCGCCUCGUCUCCUCUCUUUUCCCGUCAGACUCGAACCCCAACAAUCCCAACGAUCCGUUCGCAAGCCCAGUGGAGUCCGAACGCAUCGACUACCUCGAGGUGCUCGACCCAAAGAAUCACGCAAAAUUGAAGGCCGCGUGGGACCGCUUGCUCCUCAACCGCUUCCUCCCUCCCGGUCUGCUCUCGGUGCUUCAGUUCUACUUCGCUACCGAGUUUGAAGAGGAGCAGACGUUCCCGACAAUCCAGAUCACGCUCCCACCGAACACCCGGAUGUACGAGCCGAAGGCAUCGGACCCUGGACCUCCUGUUCUCCCUCAUAUCUUCCCCUUGCCCGACGUCCUUGUACCCCGCAACUUCUCGACAGUGACGGACCUGCAGUUUGAAGAGUACCGCAGAUAUGCCGAGGGAGGACCGCCGGGCCCGAUCACCUCGUCGACGUGGGCAGCGAUGCACCUCGGGCGCACGGUCGCACUCGUCGCCGGCUGCAAGCAGGCGAUCUUUGAGGAGUACAAGAGCCUCGAAGGACCCCCGCCGACGACGCAGAACGCGAUUUCUGACAUGAAGGACGAGUUCAACGCGGCGUGGUUGAACUGGGAAUGCGACAUGCGAGACCGCAUGCGCAUGCGCACCUUCAUGGACAGUGCCGUGGCGUGGACGCAGGAAGCACCCGAUGAGCCACCUGACGUGAAGGAUUGGCGAAACCGUGCAGGCUUCAUGGAGGUCGACGAAGAGAACCCAAUUCUGGACCAUCGUAUCUGUAGAUCUAUGAGAGCGUUCGUUGGACGUAAGCCGUUCAACCGCGAUAUCGCUUGA